Messenger RNA from Teleopsis dalmanni, 354 nucleotides. RefSeq lists its product as uncharacterized. The record is from RefSeq and is a predicted model, not a curated record. Gene Ontology annotation, biological process: DNA integration. Lineage: Eukaryota; Metazoa; Arthropoda; Insecta; Diptera; Diopsidae. The transcript has a single exon. Gene Ontology annotation, molecular function: nucleic acid binding. The coding region runs from base 1 to 354 and encodes 117 amino acids.
AUGGCGAAAAGUUGUUCAAAUUGUGCAGCAGCAGCUAAAAUGCCCACAAAAACAACUUUACAUCCUUGGCCAAAACCUUCUGAUUCUUGGGUAUGGCUCCAUAUUGAUUAUGCAGGACCAAUAGAUUCAUACUACUAUUUAGUCGUAAUCGAUGCGUUCUCAAAAUGGCUCGAAAUUAUACAAACAAAAUCUUUAACAGCUACUCAAACAAUUUCCAGCUUGAAAGAAAUUUUCGCUAGAUUUGGGUUACCGAAGACAAUAGUUUCAGACAAUGGUACUCAAUUUGUAAGUCAUCAAUUUCAACAGUUUUUAGCGGAAAACGGCAUUAAUCAUAUACGAAGCAGUCUGUACUAA